UAGAAACGGAUUCCCAGCUCAGCUCAGUAUCAAUCUCCCCGGCGAGAGCGGGACCCACGUUGACGGAGAGAUUGUUUCUUACGUCUAACCGGACGGGAAGCCGAACCCCGCCAGCUCGACGCUCAUCUCAGCCUUCCCCUCCGGUCGGUGGUGAUGACGUCAGGGUGAGCGAGCUCCGGUCGCCGUCCACUUGCCACUUGUCAUCACGUCAACGUCCCCGGAGGAGGACAAUAGACGAAAGAGGACUGACGUGUAAUGGCAACUCCCCGCAAGCAAGCCGAAACCGACUCUCUCUCUUCCCUCUUCCCUCUUCCCUCUUUGUCCGUUGCCAAACGGCUGAAUCCCCGCACCCAACCACCCCCUUGUUCUCUUCGAGCACACCUCUCUCUCUCUCUCUCUCUCUACCCCCCGCUCUGCUCUUGCUAGCUUGGACUCCAAGAAGACCUAGAUCUCUCUCUCUCUCUUACGGCCAGCGCUAUGGCAGUGGCGUCAUCGAGCAGUGUGGAUGUGGAGCCGGCGAGCGCAUCUCCGUCGAAACCGGCCUCCGACGCUGCGGCACAGCGAGCGUCUUCCUCAGCUGCCGUCUCCCCCUUGUCGGCCGAUGCCUCUCCCGAUCACUGCGAUUCCUCCUCCAAUUCCUCGGCCGCUUCUCAACGAGACGCUGAAAUUCAGUCUGCGGCAGCAUUGCGGAGUGAAGAGUAUCGGCAGUUAUUCCGGCUUCCACCUGAAGAAGUUCUCGUGGAAGAUUUCAAUUGUGCAUGCCAGGAAAAUAUUCUUGUUCAGGGCCAUAUGUAUCUCUUUGUCCAUUACAUCUGCUUCUAUUCAAACAUAUUUGGUUUUGAAACAAAGAAAAUAAUCCAUUUCCGUGAUAUCACAAGUGUAAAACGAGCAAAGACAGCUGGCAUCUUUCCCAAUGCCAUAGAAAUUUUUGCUGGAGGGAAAAAGCAUUUCUUUGCAUCCUUCCUAUCCCGAGAUGAGGCAUUUAAGUUGAUUGUUGAUGGAUGGGUUCAACAUGGUAAUGGUGCCAAGGCAAUCAUGGAAAACCAGGACUCAGCAUCUGAGUCCAGUUUCCGGGACAAUGGUGUCGAACCUGAGAAGGUGAAAAUUUCUGAGAUUGUGGAUGAUAUUGAUACAACUAACAGAAGAGAGGAUACUUCUGCUCCUGAGGAUUCUAAUCUACUCCCUACUAUUGAAGAUGACAAUGCAUCUACAGCAGUUCGAGAAUUCCAAGACAGUGUAGAACCUCUUGCUGGACCAGUUCUUACAUCCGAGCCAUCAUCUCCCGCAAAAUCGUGGGCAUGGAAACUGGAAGAUUCUGAUGCGCCUGAGAUCCCAGAAUGCUACACCAAGGUGGCAGAAACCACAUUUCAGAUAACCGUGGAGAAAUUCUUUAGUUUGUUCUUUUCUGAUGAUGCUGUUGAGUUUAUGGACUCAUUUCAUAAAAAAUGUGGGGACAAAGAAUUUAAGUGCCCUUCGUGGUUGCCCCAUGAUCAGUUUGGACAUGCUCGUAAUGUGUCGUUCCAACAUCCUAUAAAGAUUUAUUUAGGGGCGAAAUUUGGCAGCUGUCAGGAGACACAGAAAUUCAGAGUCUACAAAAACAGUCAUUUGGUGAUCAAGACAUCACAAGAGAUAGCUGAUGUUCCUUAUGGAGAUCAUUUCCGUGUCGAGGGACUUUGGGAUGUGCGAAGAGAUGGCAAUGAAUGUUGUGUCUUGUCCGUCUACAUUAAUGUGGCGUUUUCGAAGAAGACCAUGUUUAGAGGACAAAUUGUGCGGUCUACGUUGGAGGAGUGUAGAGAAGCUUAUGCAAUUUGGGUCGAUAUGGCACAUGAAUUAUUGAGGAAGAGGAGCCUUGAGCAAAAGAAAGAUAAAGUGGACAGAGGCCCUGAUGAGAGCAUGAUUCAAAAUAGAGAAGUGCGAUCAGAAAGGGAAGCAAAUACCGGAAAUCCUCCAGACACAUCUCGUGGUGCAAACAACAUUUCAGUGGUGCAACAGUCCUCUAAUUCCACAGGGCCUAGCCCUCUUAAUGGCAGCGGUUUUUUCCGAGGAAAUGAUAUGGACUGUAGUGCUACUCUCAUUUUACCAAUGCUGGGAGAGACCAUGAUGAAGUUAUGGUCUUAUACGAAAAGUCAAACCCGGGUCCCGCUGCUCCUUGCUAUUUCUUUCGCUGUGAUACUUCUAAUGCAGUUAAGCAUAGUUGUGCUCUUAACACGACCCCAGAACAUCCACGUGAUAUCUCAAACCGACUAUAUUGGCGGCAUGGGGAUCUCGGAGAGACCCUCAGAAGUAGUGGCGUGGCUGGAGAAGCGGGUCCACCACCUCAAGGAUGAGAUGGCCAUGGUUGAGUCCCGGCUCGAGAGGAUGCAGUGGGAGCAUGCCCGGUUGAAAGAGCAGCUGAGAGGCCUACAACUAUCCACAAAGCAGAGCGAAUAGGAUUAGUAACAUGUACAGAAAGAUCCAUGGCCUGCCAUCUUCUCCCCCUUUGCGAUUCGUCCAUACAUAUAUUGAUGGUAUGCUUUGCUCGAGGGAAUAUUAGUUGACGGAUUAGAAAGCCAACGUUUACAUGAGUUCCACCAGUUAAGAGGCCGAGGCGUUUGUAAAUCCAGCUUAUUGCUUCUGAAUGCCGAAAUUGUUAAUGGUGUAAGUUGAUUGGUUGAAAUACCACGACCACGAGUAUUGGAGGUACUUGACGAUCAUGCCUGGUCGACUUAAAAAAGGAAGCCUGAAUUAAGCAUGUUUUCCUGAAUGAUUAUUACUA
Molecule: messenger RNA, 2755 nt
Organism: Punica granatum (pomegranate)
Lineage: Eukaryota; Viridiplantae; Streptophyta; Magnoliopsida; Myrtales; Lythraceae
Source: RefSeq, a predicted model, not a curated record